UUCUGUCUAGUUAUUUUUUCCAUAUAUUUUAUUUUAUAUUAUCACUUAAGUGUACUUUUCAAAAUUUAUAAAUGGUCAAGUGGAUAGAUGUCCUGGUCUUUGGAUCAGCAAAUAUUGAAUACAUUACAUAUGUAACAAAGUUGCCCAAAGUUGGCGAAAGGGUUGAGGGUAUGUAUAUGGAGACAUCCUUCGGUGGGGAGGGGGCCAAUCAAUGUGUGGCUGCUGCUAAAUUGGGUUCCACUGUCGCCUUGAUUGCAAAACUGGGCAAGGACGUGGCAGGUGAUGACUAUCUAAACUAUCUGAGUCAGCAAGGCGUAAAUGUCGACAAUGUGGAGCAGUUGGAGGACUCAGCAACUGGUAUGUCAGAGAUUGCUAAAUCAGAUGAUGGAGAAAGUCAGAUUAUUGUCGUACCCGGUGCCAAUUCGCUACUAAACGCCAAAGAUGUGUGUCGCUGUAAAAAAGUUCUCAAAGAUGCAAAAGUGCUUCUUUGCCAGCUAGAAAUAAGCCUCAAAGGAACUUUAACUGCGAUGCGAAAAUUCAAAGGUGUGUCUAUAUUGAAUGCAUCACCCCUUGCUAAUAAUUGGUCUGACGACUUGAUCAAAGCGCCGACGAUCCUGUGCAUUAACAAAGAUGAUGCUGCUCGGCUUACAUCAGUAGACGAGAUAAAGACGCCAGAGGAUGCCAAAGAAGUAGCAAAUGCUUUUUUGAAAAAGGGUGCUCAAAGCGUUGUUAUAACCAUGGGCGAUCAGGGUGCAGUUUAUUUAUCAAAGAAAGACAAAAACACUUGCAAACACGUGCCGGCUCCAGAAGUUCGGGCUGUUGCAGACCCAUCAGGUGUAGGUGAUGCAUUUGUCGCAAGUCUUGCCCAUUAUAUAGCACUUUUCCCGGAUUUACCCAGGGAAAAUCACAUAAGUGCGGCGAAUGCAUGCGCCGCAUUUGCUAUCCAGCAUAGUGGGACUCAUUCCAGCUUUCCAGGGCAACACAACCUAGAAGACGAUAUUUGUACAAGGCAACCAAUAGUUAAUAUAAUUUCUGAUAAGAAAAAAAAUCCAACAACUGAAGAAGAUGUAACCAAUGAAUCAGAAGAUGUAACCGUUGAAAAUUCGCAGGAAAAACUUUACAAAAAUAAUUCCAAUUCAAAUGCAGAGGAAUCGAACAUAAACGAAACGCAAAAGAUCAAAAGUACUAGUGCUAAAACAAGUACAAGUUAUCCUGAGACAAAUCAAAAUAAAAGGGAAGGUUCAGUAAAAGAAAAAACUGAAGAAAAUCGGAAAUCAGAAUACCCAGAUGAUACAUCAAAAUCAAUCAGUCCUGAGACAAAUCAAAACAAAACAGAAGAUUCAGUAAAAGAAAAAACUGAAGAAAAUCGGAAAUCAGAAUACCCAGAUGAUACAUCAAAAUCAAUCAGUCCUGAGACAAAUCAAAAUAAAACAGAAGAUUCAGUAAAAGAAAAAACUGAAGAAAAUCGGAAAUCAGAAUACCCAGAUGAUACAUCAAAACAAAUCAAUCCUGAGACAAAUCAAAAUAAAAGGGAGGAUUCACUAAAAGGAAAAACUGAAGAAAAUCGGACAUCAGAAUAUCCAGCUGACCAAUCAAAUCCAAUCAAUCCUGAAACAAAUCAAAGUAAACAAAAAGAUUCAGUAAAAGAAAAAACUGAAGAAAAACCGACAACAGAAUAUCAAGAUGACCCAUCAAAUUCAAUCCAUCCUGAGACAAAUAAAAAAAAAAGGGGAGAUUCAGUAAAAGGAAAACCUAAAGAAAAUCGAACAUCAGAAUUUCCAGAUGACCUAUCGAAAAAAAAGGUACAGGAUUAAUGGGUAUAGUGAAUUUGAGAAAAGUUCGUGGCUCCUGAAAGUGUUGGACCGAAGGACAAACUUUCCGAUUGUAUCUCUAAUAAAGUUAUUUUUUAACAUUCA
Molecule: messenger RNA, 1916 nt
Organism: Drosophila willistoni
Lineage: Eukaryota; Metazoa; Arthropoda; Insecta; Diptera; Drosophilidae
Product: ribokinase
Exons: 2
Coding region: 72-1814 (580 amino acids)
Biological process (GO): D-ribose metabolic process
Molecular function (GO): ribokinase activity
Source: RefSeq, a predicted model, not a curated record